AUUUCUGCCGUCGUUCAGUUCUGUACAUGCGCAGUAGAGUUGUGGCGCUGUUCGAUAUUCAAAUUCUCGUUACGUCACCAUUCCUUCGCCCAACUAAGCCAGCGAAAAUGGCUCCUCCGGAAGAGUUCGAGGUUGAGAAACUGCAGGCUCGCAGGGAGAUGAAGGGUCGAGUGGAGUUCCUGGUGAGAUGGAAGGGUUACGGCAGCGAGGAGGACUCCUGGGAGCCCAUAUCAAACCUGGAGGGGUGUGUCGACAUGAUACACGCCUUCUACGAGAACAGACGGAGAUUCCUGCUGAAGAAGCAGCAGCAGAUCGAGAACAAGAUCAUUGAACGCGUCACCUCCUCCAACCCCAAUCAGCCGUCCCGAUCCAGGAGUAGAAUUCUUAGUGAGAUGCUGCCAGGCAAUGCAGUUCCCAACGGUUCCGGCCCCAACGGGCCCACUACCACACGGUCGCUGGAGCGUGGUGCGUCCCCUCCGAGGAUCACUGAGAUCAAGCAGGAGCCAGGCAGUCAACCCGUCUCACCUAGAAGGUCUCCUGCCGCAAGGCAACAAAAGUCGCAGUCUCCCCGUCGGUCUGUGUCGCCCAAACGGCAGAGGUCAACGUCCAUGAGCAAAGAGGAAACACACGCACAGGAAGCCCACAUACCUUCGGCCAGAACUGCAUCACCUAAGAGAAAGCGCAAGUCACCUUCUCCAGCAAGAAGAGCCAAAAGGAGACACAGGGAAGCACCUUCUGGCCAGGAGAAGGAUAUUGAGGUCUCCAGCACAACCACUUCUAUCAGCGAUGCCAGUGAAGGCAGCAGCUCUUUCUCUGUUGGAGCUGAAAAUGAACACGUCGUCCCCAAAGUACUUCCAACCCCCCCUAGUAGGAGACCAAGCUUGCUGAUGGGUCCAACCUCUCCACAUCGACAGAGAAGUCUCUCGUUCUCAGCGCAGAAAUCUCCAAGUGAUCCUACCAGCCCGACCAGAAGAAUGCCAUACCAACCAGGAAGCCCACUGAGGAUGCUGCCUGCUGACAAUUUCCCCUUAUCCCACAGCAAGCUGUCAGAGCUCCCCAUGUCUGAGAGUUUAUCUGUGACGUGCCCUGAUAGUGUCAAACAAAUGACAACCCAGCAGCUGUCGCCAGUCGUCACGAUAAACCCUUUGUCGGCAGAAGAGAUUUCUCAGAAAAGCGAGGCACCGAUCUCCAGACGGACGAGAAGUCGGGCGUCAGAGUCUGUUGAGGUCAAUGUCAAUGGAGACACAGAAUCUGAUGACACAGAGAGCCACUCAUCGGCCAGUGUUGUCGAAGUCGGUAGAGUUGUAAAGAGGAGAUCUCCCAGGAAAUCUGGCCCCAAAACCCUUGAGGAGGACCGGACGAAAGCAAGUGAAAGCGACAGCGAUGACAGUGAGGUCUCGACGAGACGGCCCCUGCCUAGGAAAGUCAAGAGACCGGGGUCCAAGUACAAACACAUUGCCUUGAGGAGUGAAGAGGGAUACACUCACAUAAAGCUCCUACCCAGCUGCAGAGGCAAGCCAAUGUUUAGACCACAGGGUAUGAAAGAAUUGACCAAUGCCUUAAACGAGAUAGAAGAUGACGACGACAGUAAGCUGCUGCUUCUGAGCGGAUCGGGAAGCAUCUUCUGUGCGGGGAUAGACAUCACCUACCUGGCAACCCAGGGCUUCCAGAGGAGGAGAAGAGCUGCAGCUGAGCUGGCUGAACCUUUGAGGGAGCUGGUGGAGGCGCUGAUUGAAUUCUCCAAGCCGAUUGUGGCAGCCGUCAACGGUUUUGCAUUUGGCUUCGGGGCGGCGCUUCUCGGCCUGUGUGACAUUGUGUAUGCCAGCGACAAGGCUGUGUUCCAGAUGCCAUACAUGCAGAUUGGACAGACGCCAGAAGGGUGCUCCUCCUACACCUUCCCGCUGGUGCUGGGCACAGCACUGUCCAGUGAUGUCUUGCUGGCUGGCCGAAGACUAACAGCAUCAGAGGCUUACAGCAAAGGACUGGUCUCACAAGUCUUCUGGCCGACCAGCCUUAUGGGGGAGGUCAUCCCAAGAGUGCUCAAAAUGACAACCUGUUCUGCUAAGGCACUUGCCAUGUCCAAGGCCUUGCUAAGGCAGCAACACAAAGCCAAGCUUCUGGCAACCAAUGAGGCCGAGUGUGACAUGCUCAGAGAACGUUGGGAGGACAAGGAAUGUUUCCGAAAGAUCAAGUCUUACGUGGACAGGGAAGGACUAUCCAGCUAAGCCGACUUUCUGUGAGAGGCUACGGCUGGUUUGUACAGACUAAUUAAUGCUUAUGUAUGACGUAAAAA
This is a messenger RNA of Branchiostoma floridae (Florida lancelet), 2293 nucleotides long. Its product is annotated as chromodomain Y-like protein 2. The record is from RefSeq and is a predicted model, not a curated record. The transcript is spliced from 7 exons. Gene Ontology annotation, molecular function: transcription corepressor activity. The coding region runs from base 27 to 2225 and encodes 732 amino acids. NCBI's taxonomy places the organism in Eukaryota, Metazoa, Chordata, Leptocardii, Amphioxiformes, Branchiostomatidae. Gene Ontology annotation, cellular component: nucleus.